AUGUCUAUCUCAUUCAAAGUACCGGGCGAUGAAGGCGUGUACAUUCCCAACGAAUUCCUCGACUCUCUCAUGCAGCCCGACGUCAUCAAGAAUGCUCUGUGCAAGCACUUUUUCGAGGGAAACCGCGACCUGAUGGAGAAGUACUGGAAGACCCUGAAGGAGCGAGAGCUGCGAGAGUUUUUCCGGCUGCACUUCGGAAAGACGGUCGAAAAAGAAGAACGACCGUUCACGUUCGUCGUGUACGGCGCCUCGGGCUACACCGGAUCCCUCGUUCUCGAGUACAUCUACAAGCAUGUCCGCGGCCUCGGCAGCGAAGUUACCUUCGCGUUGGCCGGUCGAACCCCAAGCAAGCUCUCGGAUCGUCUUGACGAGGUCCUCGCAAAGUUCCCAGACGCCACGUAUAGGCCAGAGAUCUUCAAGGCCGAUAUCUCUAACUCCAUGGAUAUACGCAAGAUGGUGCAGAAAUGUCGCUGCGUGCUCAACGUCGCUGGCCCUUUCAUCAAGACGAACGCUCACCUCCUCGUCGAGGCGUGCAUCGACUUCGAGUGCGACUACGUCGAUGUCAACGGCGAGGUGCCCUUUACGCACAAGCUGAUCCCGCUGCACGACUGGGCUAAGAAGAGAAAUGUCAUUAUCUGCCCGAACUCCGCCGGAGCCGGAGGUCUACCCGACUUGGCCGCGUUUUUCACCGCCGAGGAGCUCAAGAAGGUCACCGACGCCGAGUUGAAGACAUUGCGAUGCUUCAUCACCAGCAACGGCGGCGCCCCGUCAGGAGGCACUCUCGCCACGCGCGCAGCCAUGACCGCCGAGAUGGGUAAAUUUGUCAAAAUCAUGGGUGAUCCGUUCGCUCUCGGUGGCACGGUCGGCGAUGGCAAACGACCCGAGGACUCCGACAAGGUUCUCGCCAAGGUUGAGUAUUUCCCAGAGUUUGAGGGCUGGUCGGGGCCGUUCACAUACGCGUUCUACGAUACCCGCCUGAUCAGGCGCUCGAACUGGCUGUUGGCGGACCUCGGCGAAGAUCCGUACGGCAGACAUUUAAAUUACAGCGAACACCUUCUUUUCCCGUCGGAGGAGGUGGCCAAAGAGGUCACAUCAGCUAACACGAGCUCGAAGAAGGAGGAAGAGAAGCUGAAGAAAGAAGGCAAACUUUUCGGGCUCGGCGAUGGACUCGCCGAGGACGUUCGUUCCAAGCUCUUCAUCGACUACUACUUUCACGCCACUGCCGAAGAUGGCUCCAAGAUUCGGACGAAGAUAUCUGGAGGAGAUGGAUACGACGAGACCGCCAGGUUUGCCGUCGAAAUGACCAUGCUCCUGACGACCAAGCGCGAAGAGUAA
Messenger RNA from Micromonas commoda, 1335 nucleotides. RefSeq lists its product with no specific name. The transcript is spliced from 3 exons. Bases 1 to 1335 code for a protein of 444 amino acids. The record is from RefSeq and is a predicted model, not a curated record. Lineage: Eukaryota; Viridiplantae; Chlorophyta; Mamiellophyceae; Mamiellales; Mamiellaceae.